Molecule: messenger RNA, 183 nt
Organism: Acytostelium subglobosum LB1
Lineage: Eukaryota; Evosea; Eumycetozoa; Acytosteliales; Acytosteliaceae
Exons: 1
Source: RefSeq, a predicted model, not a curated record
AGAGAGAUAGAGAGGAAGAUGGAGAAGUUCUCAAACUGGAGAGAUGGACCUACUGGCAUCGCACCAUUGUUGCCACCAAGGCCAAAGGUAUCUGAAUCAUCAACUAUUGUCAAGAUCGUAGGAACACUGUUCUACAUCAUCUUGGCACCAAUUCUAUGCAUAAUUCGUCUACCUCUUAUACUA